Molecule: messenger RNA, 2261 nt
Organism: Linum tenue
Lineage: Eukaryota; Viridiplantae; Streptophyta; Magnoliopsida; Malpighiales; Linaceae
Source: the annotation of a GenBank genome assembly
GUUUGCUAAUAAAAUUGCUAAAAAAAACAAGACGACGUGAUAAAAGAAAAUGCAAAUCAUGCACAAAACAACGCUUUUAAUUAUUUAAUCCUCAAAUUGGAUUCCGAAUCGUCGAAGAUAAUAUAUCAAAGUCUUCCACGUUCCACAUGGCUCUGCAUAAAAUUAACAAUUAUCUCCCAACUCUGGGAAAGAGCAUGCUCUGGCAUUGGCAAUAAUGGCAAUGGUUUCCCACAGCUUUUGCAGACCUCCAUUCCCAAUUCCCUGGUAACUUACCCACUGCCCAAAAGGGUCCUUUUCGAGAUUGCCAAACAAAAAUUUCCUGGUAAUUAACUUGGGAAAUGGAUUCGCUGCCGCCGCCGCCUUCCGCCACAAGAUUGGUCGAGAUCUGCCGGGUCACUCCGCCGCCGGAGUACUCCUCCACCGAAAUCUCCCUACCCCUCACUUUCUUCGACACCAUCUGGCUCAAGUUCCACCCCGUGGAGCGCAUCUUCUUCUACAGGCUCUCCUCCUCCGCCACGUCAUCGCCGUCCGAAUUCCACGCCGCCGUCGUCCCCCGCCUCAAGCGCUCCCUCUCCCUCGCCCUCCACCGCUUCCUCCCUCUCGCCGGCAACCUCACCUGGCCGGCCGACGCCGACGUCCCCCUCAUCCUCUACUCCCCUGGCGACGGCGUCUCCCUCACGAUCGCCGAGUCCGCCGCCGACGAGUUUGACCCGCUCGCCGGGGACGGGCCCCGCGACGCGAUUCUGUCACGCGCCUACUUGCCAAAACUCUGCGUUUCGAAGUCGAACGGCGCCGUUUUGGCGCUGCAGAUAACGCUGUUCCCGAGCAAGGGAUUCUGCAUCGGGGUGGCGGCUCAUCACGCCGUCUUGGACGGGAAGAGCACCGUGAUGUUCCUCAAAGCCUGGGCGCACAUCAGCAGCAAGCUGGGAUCGUGCGAUGACGGCGACGGAAGCUUGACGGAGGAAUUGACGCCGUUUCUUGAUCGGACGGUUGUAAAGGAUCCGGAAGGGAUAGCGUUGGAGGAUGUGCAGGCGUGGAUGUGUCUCUGUGGAGGUCAGAAAAGCUUGGAGCUUUGGCCGGAGGCUGUGCCUACUGAUUCCGAAUCCAAUCAGGUACGCGCAACAUUCAAGCUAUCAAAACAAGACAUACUGAGACUCAAGCAAAGCGUAAUGCUUCAGUUGGAAAGCAACGAUAGCAAGCUGGAGAUCCGUCCUCGUAAUUUAUCGACGUUCGUCGUCACAUCCACAUACGCCCUUGUCUGCAUGGUAAAAGCUAAAGGAUUAGUGCUUGAGGAAGAUAAGAAGGCAUUGCUUAUUUUCUCAGCGGAUUGCAGAUCCAGAUUAGAACCGCCACUGCCUUCGAACUACUUUGGCAACUGCGUCAUGCCCUUCAACGCCGAUCUAACUAUUGGAAAUCUGAUCGAUCACGAGGCUGGGAUCACAUACGCUGCUCACAAGCUUGUUGAGGUGAUAAGAGAGUUAGAGAAAGGUGUGCUUGUCGGGGCGAAGGGGAGGCUAGCGAGGUUCUUCGGUGAGAUGGAGGAAAGGAAAGACGAAGUAGUUAUUGGAGUUGGCGUGGCCGGGUCGCCCCGGUUUGGGGUUUACGGUGUGGAUUUCGGGUACGGGCGACCCGAGAAGGUGGAGAUCACGUCUAUAGAUGGAUCGUCGGCUAUGUCCAUGGCGGAGAGUGGUGAUGGAAGCGGCGGCGUUGAGGUUGGCGUUGCUAUGGAGACGCAGGAGAUGGCGGGCUUCACCUCUGCUUUCAUCGACGGGCUUAAUAAAGUUGCCUGAGCUAGGGAAAAAUAAAAUAAAUUCUGGUGUAAUAUUUGUUAAAAGCAUGGUCCAUUAAACCGUACCGUAUCGACGGUUCAACCACAAAAUACCAGUAUUGGAGGCAAAAUCGAUAGGCGGUAUUUAACGGUACUAACGGUUGAACUACGGUUAAACCACGGUUUUGUCAUAAAAUACCCUAUUGCUGACUUUUCCGGUACGGUCUCCGGUACGGUUUCAUGGACCAUGGUUAAAAGAUUGAUGAAUAUGUGGUGGGAGCAAGGACCAGGAAACCGGAUCGUACCGGCCGGCCCAACCGGUCCAACCGGGAAUUGGACCAAAAACGAAACGACAUGCAUUUAGUGGUAGAAUUAUCGUAUCAGCCGGUUUUUUCGAUUUAACCGGUCUGAAACGAAAUACCGUCCGGUUUUGUUCCAACCGGCGGUAGACUAUUCCCAAUGAAACACGACUGUUUUUGCAACAAAAAUGAAG